CGAGCACAGCCCAGAUCGGCAACCUUCCAAGACGCGGCUCACAACACCUCCAUUUGCCUCGAACAAGCACACGAACGCGCAAGAUGUCAGGACGACAGCAACGAGUGAUGGUUCAGCCCAUCAAUGUCAUCUUCAAACAUCUCCAAGCUGGCCAAUUGGUUCACAUCUGGUUAUACGAUAACACCGAAUUCAGACUGGAAGGAAAGAUCAUCGGGUUUGACGAAUUCAUGAAUGUAGUGCUCGAUAACGCAUCGGAAGUCUGGGUCAAAUCGAAGAAAGGAACACCGCAUCGAGAAGCAGUUGAAAAGGGAGCACGAGUAUCACUAGGUCGAUUGCUACUGAAGGGAGAAAAUAUUACUCUGAUCGAAGCAUUGAAAUAAACUUGAAAUUAAACAAAAACAAGACUCAAUACCCCAAUACUUGUCAAUAUGUUAUGAUAUUUUAGGGUUUUCUUGCAUUGGGCAUAAUAUGUCAACUUGAUAUCCAAGAACCAAGUGGAUACAUGGCCAUUCCACAAAUUCUUGCACACCAAAUAAUACAAAACUGUCUCUCUUUUGCACAGUUAGAUGGAAAACAGUAACUUUUU
Molecule: messenger RNA, 586 nt
Organism: Puccinia graminis f. sp. tritici CRL 75-36-700-3
Lineage: Eukaryota; Fungi; Basidiomycota; Pucciniomycetes; Pucciniales; Pucciniaceae
Product: small nuclear ribonucleoprotein E
Exons: 4
Coding region: 84-380 (98 amino acids)
Biological process (GO): spliceosomal snRNP assembly; mRNA splicing, via spliceosome
Cellular component (GO): U4 snRNP; U2 snRNP; precatalytic spliceosome
Molecular function (GO): RNA binding
Source: RefSeq, a predicted model, not a curated record